Molecule: messenger RNA, 5006 nt
Organism: Drosophila grimshawi
Lineage: Eukaryota; Metazoa; Arthropoda; Insecta; Diptera; Drosophilidae
Gene: Tnks
Product: poly [ADP-ribose] polymerase tankyrase
Exons: 7
Biological process (GO): protein localization to ciliary inversin compartment
Cellular component (GO): ciliary inversin compartment
Molecular function (GO): protein binding; NAD+ poly-ADP-ribosyltransferase activity
Source: RefSeq, a predicted model, not a curated record
CAAGAAUUGGAGCACUAAUAACAACAACAACAAAAAAGCAACAACAACCACUUAGCACAAUGGCCAGUCGGAGUCGGACUAUAUUAAAUGUUAAUCUCGAUACGGUCAUGGCCAACGAUCCGUUGCGUGAGCUGUUCGAGGCCUGCAAAACAGGUGAAAUAGCCAAAGUGAAGAAGCUGAUAACGCCACAAACGGUUAAUGCUCGUGACACAGCUGGACGCAAAUCGACGCCAUUGCAUUUUGCAGCGGGCUAUGGCCGCCGUGAGGUUGUUGAGUAUCUGCUGAACAGCGGCGCCUCCAUUCAGGCCUGCGAUGAGGGUGGCCUGCAUCCGCUGCACAACUGCUGCUCAUUUGGACAUGCGGAGGUUGUGCGUCUGCUGCUCAAAGCCGGCGCCAGUCCGAAUACCACGGACAACUGGAACUACACGCCGUUGCAUGAGGCGGCCAGCAAGGGGAAAGUGGAUGUAUGUUUGGCGCUGUUGCAACAUGGUGCCAAUCACACCAUACGCAACUCGGAGCAGAAGACACCACUCGAGCUGGCGGAUGAUGCAACGCGUCCGGUUCUGACCGGCGAAUAUCGCAAGGAUGAGCUACUCGAGGCGGCCCGUUCCGGUGCCGAGGAUCGUCUGCUUGCGCUGCUCACGCCCUUGAAUGUCAAUUGCCAUGCGAGCGAUGGACGCCGAUCGACGCCGCUACAUCUUGCUGCUGGUUACAAUCGCAUUGGCAUUGUCGAGAUCCUGUUGGCCAACGGCGCCGAUGUGCAUGCCAAGGAUAAGGGCGGCCUGGUGCCGCUGCACAAUGCCUGCUCCUAUGGUCAUUUCGAUGUGACCAAACUGUUGAUUCAGGCGGGCGCCAAUGUCAAUGCCAACGAUCUGUGGGCUUUCACGCCGCUCCACGAGGCUGCCUCCAAGAGUCGCGUCGAGGUUUGCAGCCUGCUGCUGAGUCGCGGCGCCGACCCAACGCUCCUUAACUGCCACAAUAAGUCGGCUAUCGAUGCUGCACCCACGCGGGAGCUACGCGACCGCAUUGCCUUUGAGUACAAGGGACACUGUCUGAUGGACGCGUGCCGCAAGUGCGAUCUGUCGCGUGUCAAGAAACUCGUCUGUGCCGAAAUUGUGAACUUCGUGCAUCCGUACACGGGGGAUACGCCACUGCAUUUGGCUGUCGUCAAUCAGGAUGCGAAACGCAAGCAGCUGGUGGAGCUGCUCACACGCAAAGGAUCUCUGCUGAAUGAGAAGAACAAGGCGUUCCUUACGCCGCUGCAUCUGGCUGCCGAGCUGUUGCACUACGAUGCGUUGGAGGUGCUGCUCAAGCAGGGCGCCAAGGUGAACGCCUUGGAUAGCAUCGGCCAGACGGCGUUGCAUCGUUGCGCCCGUGAUGAGCAGGCGGUCAGAUUGCUGCUCUCCUAUGCGGUGGACAGCAGCAUUGUGUCGCUGGAGGGUCUGACUGCCGCCCAGCUCGCUUCGGAUAGUGUGCUGAAGCUGUUGAAAAAUCCGCCAGAUAGCGAGACACAUCUGCUGGAGGCAGCCAAGGCUGGUGAUUUGGAUGCAGUACGUCGCAUAGUGCUAAAUAAUCCGCACACGGUGAACUGUAGGGAUUUGGAUGGACGCCACUCGACACCGCUGCAUUUCGCAGCCGGUUUCAAUCGUGUGCCUGUCGUGCAAUUUCUGCUGGAGCAUGGCGCCGAGGUCUAUGCAGCGGACAAGGGCGGCUUGGUGCCGUUGCACAAUGCCUGCUCCUAUGGACACUACGAGGUCACCGAGCUGCUCGUCAAGCAUGGCGCCAAUGUUAAUGUCUCCGAUCUGUGGAAAUUUACGCCGCUGCACGAGGCCGCCGCCAAAGGCAAAUAUGAUAUAUGCAAGCUGCUGCUCAAGCACGGUGCUGAUCCCAUGAAAAAGAAUCGUGAUGGCGCCACGCCCGCCGAUCUGGUCAAGGACUCUGAUCACGAUGUCGCCGAACUGCUGCGCGGUCCUUCAGCUCUGCUCGAUGCCGCCAAGAAGGGCAAUCUGGCAAGGGUGCAGCGUCUGGUGACGCCAGAAACGAUCAACUGCCGGGACUUGAACGGACGCAACUCGACACCGCUGCAUCUCGCUGCUGGCUAUAAUAAUUUCGAGUGUGCCGAGUACUUGCUGGAGCAUGGCGCCGAUGUGAAUGCCCAGGAUAAGGGCGGACUCAUACCACUGCACAAUGCCAGCUCUUAUGGUCAUCUGGAUAUUGCUGCGCUGCUGAUCAAGCACAAGACGGUGGUCAAUGCCACAGAUAAAUGGGGCUUUACCCCGCUGCACGAGGCUGCCCAAAAGGGGCGGACGCAACUGUGCUCCUUGCUUCUGGCCCACGGUGCUGAUGCCUAUAUGAAAAAUCAGGAGAUCCAGACACCCAUUGAACUGGCCACAGCGGAUGAUGUGAAGUGUCUGCUGCAGGAUGCCAUGGCCACGUCGCUCAGUCAGCAUGCGCUAAGCGCAUCGACGCAAUCCCUAGCUGCAGCCGGAUGCUCUCCAGCACCAGAGGCUGCCUGCAGUGGAGUAGCUGCCGCACAAGCAGCACAACCAUCAACCUCAGCAGCAGCAGCAGCAGGAGGAGCAGGAGCAGCAGCAGCGUCAACUGCUUCCGCUGCACUGUUGUCGCCCACCACGGAGACGGUGCUGCUGCCAUCGGGCGCUUCUAUGACGCUUAGCGUGCCGGUGGCAUUGCCCAUUAAUAGCUGCAACACACGCAUGAGUCCCGCCCAGGGUGCCGAGGCAAAUGGGACUGAGAACACGGGCAGUGAGGAACUGCUGCAAGAUCCGGAGUCCAUAACAAAUGUCUCCGGUUUCUUGAGCAGCCAGCAGUUGCAUCAUCUGAUCGAGCUAUUUGAGCGCGAGCAAAUCACCCUCGACAUUCUCGCUGAGAUGGGCCAUGAUGAUCUCAAGCAGGUGGGCGUGUCCGCCUACGGUUUUCGACACAAGAUUCUCAAGGGCAUUGCCCAGCUGAGAGCCACCACGGGCAUUGGCAACAAUGUGAAUCUAUGCACACUGCUGGUGGAUCUGCUGCAGGAUGACAAGGAAUUCAUAGCCGUUGAGGAGGAGAUGCAGGCCACCAUACGCGAGCAUCGCGAUAAUGGCCAGUCGGGUGGCUACUUCACACGCUACAACGUAGUGCGGGUACAAAAGGUGCAGAAUCGGAAAUUGUGGGAGCGUUAUGCGCAUCGCCGUCAGGAGAUUGCCGAGGAGAACUUUUUACAGUCAAAUGAGCGUAUGCUCUUCCACGGCAGUCCCUUCAUCAAUGCGAUUGUGCAGCGUGGAUUUGAUGAGCGACACGCCUACAUUGGCGGCAUGUUCGGUGCGGGCAUUUAUUUUGCGGAGCACAGCUCCAAGAGCAAUCAGUAUGUCUAUGGCAUUGGCGGUGGCAUUGGCUGUCCAUCGCACAAGGACAAAUCCUGCUAUGUAUGCCCCAGGCAAUUGCUGCUGUGCCGCGUUGCGCUGGGCAAAUCAUUUUUGCAGUAUAGCGCGAUGAAGAUGGCCCAUGCCCCGCCUGGCCAUCACUCGGUGAUCGGACGUCCCUCGGCGGGCGGCCUGCACUUUGCUGAAUAUGUUGUCUAUCGGGGUGAACAGUCUUAUCCAGAGUACUUGAUAACCUACCAAAUCGUCAAGCCCGAUGAUAAUAACAGCGGCACGGAGGAAACAAGAUGAUGGAUGCCUUCGGUUGGCUCGACGCCCACAACAACAUCGCCGGCACCGCAACCACAGCAACCACAACCGACCUCAGCGCCAGCAGCAGUUGCAGCUAUAGCUGCUGCUGCAGCUCCAGCUACAGCUGUUGUUGCCACAGUAACUGUUACAGCCACAGCUCCAGUUGCCAAGCGGCGUUCUCGGCACGCCAAGCAGCCAACAUUGCCACAUCUGCCGCUGCAGUUGCAGUAUCAGCAUUAUCAGCCGCAGCAGCUGGCGACGCAUCCAGUGACGACGACGCAGCCAACACUAGCGGGUGUCUUUCACAACACGCACAACAACAACACCAACAAUCAUCGUUAUAGCAAUAAUAACAACAACAGCAGCAACAGCAACAACAGCAAUAAUAACAACAAUGAUAUGUCGCCCAUAUCGAAUAGUAAUAGCUAUUCAUCGGUGGACACAAAUCAAACGCUACUCAACUCCAUUGCCAAUCAGCGCGGCAGCAGCAAUCAACAACAACAACACCAACAGCAGCAAAAACGUCAGCCACAUAGCCGCAGUCGAAAAUAUAGUCAAUUUAUGAUCGUCACGCCCGCCGUCUCCAUCGAUCGCGAUUUUGAAUACGAAUCGCAUUUGGAUUUCGAGGACUUUGCCAAUGCAGCGCACAACAAUGGCAAUCUAUUCCGGCUUGGACUGCGCCGUAACGAUAGCAGCAGCGAUGACAGCGGACACAGUAGCGACAGCAGCUUUCGCUCCAAUUACAAUCCCUAUUUGCAUCACAGCCGCCAACAUUUGCUCGCCAAGAAGAGCAAUAAUAACUCUGGAGGCGGCGGUGGCGGCAACAGUGCUCGCAAUUUUUAUGCAUUCUCCUCCACCUCGUGGCGCUGGUGUACGUUGCUGUGUGCGGCGAUGCGUUGCUUUGGAGCCGGACACGGCAAUCAGGCGCCAUACAGCAGCUCCUUUGUGCAGCAUCAUCGUUUGCGUCGCUGUUCGUCGUACAAUGCGGAGACCGCAUAUGAUUAUGAGCAUUUUGCGGCGCCAUUUAAGGCGCGUAAGACACGCGAUCAUAUGAAUAAUAUUACAUACGAGUUGUGACGGUGGCCGCUGCCAAAAUCCGUACAGCAUUUUGAUCUCUUUGUCGCCGUUGUAUUUGUUGUUGGUCUACUCCUAAAACUUCAGCUCCUUAUUAGACUUUUAUUACAAUUAUUAGCUAUAAAUGUCGUGUACUGUGUGUCGUCGUCGUCGUUGAUUCUAGCUAUAAAUCGAUCGUCAAAUCAAAAAAGAGCAGCACAUUUUUUGAGUGAUUUUAAUUCGAACUUACGAGUAAUAUUAAUAAAUAUUUAAAACUAACGAUUA